AUGAGGUUUCGGAAGGAGGGCCACGGGGGCCCUUCUCCCGCUGGUCCUGGCGCGGCACCGGCUCCCUCCCCCCACACCCCACAGUCCCCCCAAACCCGCCGCCAAGGCGCACGGAGCGGGAAGACGGGGAGAGAGAGAGAGCCUGCCUCCCGGCCGGCCAAGCACACGAGUGUACCAAAAACAGAAACCCGGUGGUGGUCGAGAGGUUUUUCCGCGACGGGGCUCGCCCGGCGCCGCAGGACCGCACCGGGGCACGGCCGGGCACACGGAACGGGCCCCACAGGCGCCCGGGGGUUCCCACCACCCCCCGACGGCGCGGAGCGGCACACACGCCCGCCGCAGAGGGACCGCCGGGCACCCCCUCCCGGCGGCCGCCAGCGGCGGGACGCAGCACGCACCCCGACCGGGGGUGGGCGGCGGAGUCUGGGGGAACAGAGGUCGGGCCGGGCCCUCCCACGGCUCCCCACGGGCCCGUCUUCCCCGACACACCAAGGGGGACGGGCGACGCCCCUGAGGGUCUUUAAACCUCCGCGCCGGAACGCGCUAGGUACCUGGAGAGGGGGGGACGGGACGAGCGCACUCUGCCGCGGGGAGGCGGAGCCCCCACCGCCAAACGCCGGGAACCGACGCCGACCCCGGCCGGACGCGAGGACCGCAGCGCUACCCACCCGCGACGGCGGAACGCCGUCCAGGGCGGGCCGUCAGGAGGCGGCGGCGAGGCCGCCGGCGCCGCCGACGGGACCCGACCACCUCGCGGGAGACACCCCAGAGGGCUUCCCCGCGCGGGCCGCGCCCCGACGGCGACCACGACGACACAGCACCGCCGCGCGCGCCACACACCCACGCGGGCGCCCCGAGAGACUGCGCCGCGGGCCGAGUCCCGACCGCGACCGGGGGAGCGGCUCGGCGUCGGAAACAGCAGGCGGGCGGCGGAUCUUCCACCGCGAACCCCGCGCGGAAGGCGGCACGCUGGAACCGUCCUAG
Molecule: messenger RNA, 984 nt
Organism: Marmota monax (woodchuck)
Lineage: Eukaryota; Metazoa; Chordata; Mammalia; Rodentia; Sciuridae
Product: basic salivary proline-rich protein 2-like
Exons: 1
Coding region: 1-984 (327 amino acids)
Source: RefSeq, a predicted model, not a curated record